GUCAUGGAGUUGAUUGCAACUGUUCACAGGAUUGUGCUCUUGAUGCAGCUGGCCAUGUUUGCAACUGUUUCAGGUGGUGAAGGUGAAGGACGAGCCACCAAUUGCGACUUGUUGAGUUCUCCAGAGUUUGGUAAUGUGGAUUAUUACGUGGAUGAAGGAGGAGAGCAGAAGGCCACGUUCACUUGCACGGAUGGCUACACGAUUAUUGGUGCGUCACACCUCGUCUGUUUGGGUGACCGGUGGAGCAGCAAUGCACCCAUAUGCUACUUGGGUGUCUUCGAUGAUUCGAAGGAUGCUUCUUUGUGUCAUUUGGACUCAUCGGUUGGUUGUAAGUAUGUCAACGAUGCUAGAAAUCCUGUCAUGUGGACGGCCAAGAAGGAUGUCGAGGAAGAUGGCUCGAUAAGGUCGGCUGCUGAGAGACUGCCAGUUGCUCUCCUACGAUGCGAACCACAAUUUUGUCCAAAAGAAACAUCCACAAGGAGACGUCGAAGAGCUCCACAAGACAAAACUGUGCCGGAUCAUCAAAAGCACAGAAUACAGAGACAUGAAAUUACCCAUGUUGACAGGGUCAAAUCAACUCACUUAGUACUCAACAUACCAAGACUCACUCGACGAUCUGCCCCAGUUUUUACUGCCCUGAGAAGUUUUGUUGAACUGGGAAAGUUUAUCAAGACAACAAUGAAUAACUUUUUGAAGUUCUCCGUGACCGGUGCUCAAGGUGCACUCUAUCAGGAAUUGUACAUAGUAGCUCACUGUCUUCCAGACCCUCCUGGGCACCUAGACCACUUCAGCUCCAAUGGAUAUGACACAAUCAAAAUGGUAUUAUCUGGAGCCAGUCAGACGAAAUGUCUGCAGCUGAAAGACAGAGUUAGACGUUGCAAUGAGUUCUCGAUUCGGUUUUCUGUCUACAUCCAGCACCAUAUCUCGCAGAAAAUUCAGGUCACCCUUACACCCCACAGCACCUACCCUUCACUGACGACAGCAUUGUGUACAGGUAGAGAUCUUAUCAAUCCCUGAUUGUCUGCACAGUCUGUGUAGAAUGUGGUGAAACUUCUUACACAAAUAGCACAACAAAUUGAUGUUAGUUGGC
Molecule: messenger RNA, 1090 nt
Organism: Corticium candelabrum
Lineage: Eukaryota; Metazoa; Porifera; Homoscleromorpha; Homosclerophorida; Plakinidae
Exons: 4
Coding region: 4-1017 (337 amino acids)
Source: RefSeq, a predicted model, not a curated record